CCCGAACAGCGGAACGCAAGGUCGGCUGGACGUGAAGACUCCCUAGUCAGGGCCCGCGCUUAGGCUCCUGGGAUUUGUAGUUCGCGGAGGAAGACGCCGGUUUCGGGGGUCGGGACCAUGGCGGUGACCAAGGAGUUGUUGCAAAUGGAUCUGUACGCGCUUCUGGGAAUCGGAGAGAAGGCAGCAGACAAGGAGGUAAAGAAGGCAUACCGACAAAAGGCCCUCACUUGCCAUCCAGACAAAAAUCCAGAUAAUCCCCAAGCAGCUGAGCUCUUCCACCAGCUUUCUCAGGCUUUGGAGGUUCUGACAGAUGCUGCAGCCCGGGCAGCGUAUGACAAGGUCAGGAAAGCCAGGAAGCAGGCCGCCGAAAGGACUCAGAAACUUGAUGAGAGAAGAAAGAAAGUAAAGCUCGAUCUUGAGGCCCGGGAGAGACAAGCCCAGGCCCAAGGGAGUGAGGUAGAGGAGGACAGUCGAAGUACCAGGACAUUAGAACAAGAGAUUGCACGCCUACGAGAAGAAGGCUCCCGGCAGCUGGAAGAACAGCAGAGGCUGAUCCAGGAGCAGAUACGCCAAGAUCGGGAACAGAGAUUAAGAGGAAAGACAGAAAAUCUUGAAGGCAAAGGAACUCCCAAACUGAAGCUAAAAUGGAAGUGUAAAAAAGAGGAUGAGACCAAAGGCGGUUACUCUAAGGAUGUCCUCCUGAGGAUUCUACAGAAGUAUGGUGAAGUGCUCAACCUGGUCAUCUCCAGUAAGAAGACAGGGAGUGCUGUGGUAGAGUUUGCUUCUGUCAAGGCUGCGGUAUUGGCCGUCAAGAAUGAAGUGGGUCUCGUCAGCAACCCUCUGAAGAUCUCCUGGCUGGAGGGUCAGCCACAAGGAACAGUGAGCAGUGAUGGCACGAGCCACUCAGGACUAUCACAGGGCUCCGUGCUGUCAGAGAGGGACUACGAGAGCCUGGUCAUGAUGCGCAUGCGUCAGGCAGCGGAGCGGCAGCAGCUGAUCGAGCAGAUGCAGAGGGAGGACGAGGAGGCCGUGCCCACAUAGCCCCCAGAACCCAGCCCCUCUUCCCUUCUUCAUCCCUCCUCCCUUUUCUUAAAUUAAUACCUACAAUAAAUUUUUUUAGAAAGUGACCGAUUGUGCUAAACAUUAGUGACCGUCAAGAAGGUGGCAUGACCCAGAACCUCUCCCACACAGGCCUCCAUCUAUGCUGGAGGCUCAAAGGAGAGAGCCCCAGUCCCAUGAAAGAGAGAGAGGCCUAGGCGGGGCAGGAAGACAACUCUGUAGUUCUUUAUUGUCUGGGACUAAAUUACAGUGUGGCCCGGGGACAUCUUCACACUGGGUAGUUUCUUGGCUGGGCCCCCCAGCUGGGCAAGCUCUCUUCUCCCUCUAGGAAGUUUCCUGCUGGCUGUAUCAGGGCCUGCACAGUGCCUCUGUGUCAGGGAUGAAGCAGGCAGGGCAGUGGGAAGGGGGCUUCGAAGCACUCCCCGCCCCAGCAGAUGGGACCCCAACCACCGACUGCAGCAGGUUGCCAUGAAGGCUGUAGGUGCUAGUUAGGGGGACAUGACAGGUGAAGGAGGGAGGCUGUCCUGAUCAAGGGGCUGGGAGGAGGGGGCAGCUGGUACACAGAGACCUCUUCAGAAAGAGGCAGAA
Molecule: messenger RNA, 1647 nt
Organism: Sarcophilus harrisii (Tasmanian devil)
Lineage: Eukaryota; Metazoa; Chordata; Mammalia; Dasyuromorphia; Dasyuridae
Gene: DNAJC17
Product: DnaJ heat shock protein family (Hsp40) member C17
Exons: 11
Coding region: 118-1041 (307 amino acids)
Biological process (GO): spliceosomal complex disassembly
Cellular component (GO): spliceosomal complex
Molecular function (GO): nucleic acid binding
Source: RefSeq, a predicted model, not a curated record